AUGGCAUGCGGACUACGUCCCCCGUGCUCUACCCUCUACCCUCUACCCCACAGACGACAGGCCAUGGUCACAAUCUCCGCUGGUCAACACGAACACCCCCCCGGCAUCAUGAGUGGUGCAGCGGUGCACUGGUGCCGUAUAUUCGCGCGAUGGGGUGGGGAGACAGAACGGCGCUGCUGCACAUCAUGGAUGCGCGCGCCGCCCAGACCCGCUCUUGUUAGUCUCGCAUGCGGUCCAUUUGGUCCAUUUGGUGCGCUGCGUGUGCAGGCAUCGUCAGAUAGAGCGACUCCCCCCUUGCGCCCCAUGUCGCCCGCGGUGCAAGCCAUCGCCAUCGCCAAGCCCGUCGUCGCCCAGGCCAAGCGUUCACACCCCCCCGAAUCCCGGGCCGGUCGGAGGAGGGGGAGGAGGCGUUGCUGCUGGCGCGGCGGCGGCGACGGCGGGUUGUGUUGUGUUGUGUUGUGCACUGCGUCUCGCUUGAGUCAAGUCGCGAGGUGGCAGCAGAGGCGCCAAACAGAGGGACAGAAUCAUGGACAGGCCAAUUGCUGGUGCCGACGGCUUGCAGCAGCAUCGGAGUUCCGCCGUGGCCGCGUUAUGUACGCAGCAUGUAUGCUGGACGGGCGGAUGGCCCACGGCGCCAGGGCUCGCGGCCAAUGCAUGCCACAGAACAGAACGCACGACGGCCCACGAACGAUGGUCGACGGGCGAUGGGCAAAAUCAGGAAUCCCUCGGCCCCUUCAGAGUGGCGGCCGCCUGCCUCCGGCCCCGAUGGGCACUACACAGGGCACUACGGACACUACGGACACUACGGAUGUAGCAACGGGCGUACCAUGCCUCAUCUCGUUUCGUCGCCCGGAAACAGAAACAGCCGUGUGCUAG
This is a messenger RNA of Ilyonectria robusta, 876 nucleotides long. RefSeq lists its product as uncharacterized. The transcript is spliced from 3 exons. NCBI's taxonomy places the organism in Eukaryota, Fungi, Ascomycota, Sordariomycetes, Hypocreales, Nectriaceae. Bases 1 to 876 code for a protein of 291 amino acids. The record is from RefSeq and is a predicted model, not a curated record.